This is a messenger RNA of Dromaius novaehollandiae (emu), 6859 nucleotides long. RefSeq names its product BCL2 apoptosis regulator (gene BCL2). The record is from RefSeq and is a predicted model, not a curated record. Lineage: Eukaryota; Metazoa; Chordata; Aves; Casuariiformes; Dromaiidae. The coding region runs from base 1416 to 2132 and encodes 238 amino acids. The transcript has 2 exons. Gene Ontology annotation, biological process: intrinsic apoptotic signaling pathway in response to DNA damage; extrinsic apoptotic signaling pathway in absence of ligand; negative regulation of intrinsic apoptotic signaling pathway. Gene Ontology annotation, cellular component: mitochondrial outer membrane. Gene Ontology annotation, molecular function: protein heterodimerization activity; protein homodimerization activity.
CUCCCCCCCCCGCGCCGCCGCCGCCGCCGGCAGAGCUCCCCGCCCGCGCCCGCCGCCGCUCGGAGCCGCCGCCCGGAGCCGCCGCCGCCCGGAGCCGCCGGCAGCAGCGCGGAGCGCUCGGAGGAGCCGCCCGGAGCCGGCGGGGCUGCGCGGCGCGGGCGGGCGGGCAGCGGCGCCGCGGCCGCGGGAAGCCCAUCGGCACCGGGCGCAGCGCACACGCGCCCGUCCGCGCCCCGCCGCGGCCCCGCCAGGGGCUCUUCCUUCUCCUCCGAUACAAAAGCUGUUCGGGAAAUGGCAUUUCUCCCCGGAGCCGCACGCAGACGCGGUUUUCCUUUUCCCCUCUGUUUUUCUCCUUCUUGCACUCUUUUGGGUCAAAAAAAUUGAAUCGCUUUUUUUCCCCCUUUUUCCCCCUUCCUUUUUUUUUUUUUUUCGUGCGCACGCGUGUGUGUGGAAGCACUGGGCUCUUGCGAUCAGUGUCUGAAUGAAACUACGUAAAUGCAUAUGUCCGUACGCUGCACUGGAGGGAAACGUGGAGCAGUUCUGCGAGAGCUUGGAUUUAAAUGUGUGUUUCAUCUGCUCGUCAGGAUUUUUGGUCUCUUUGGGGUUGUUCGCCUUCCUGGGCUCUGAGGCGGGAUUUUCUGAGCUUUGACACAUCUUUGGAGAUGCCUGUUAAACAGGAGUCUGGGAAAAAACAUUUGAAAUCAUAGUGAUAUUUUUUGGUCCCUUUCCCGUCCCCUUGGUGACUUGAAAGCAUCGGAGUGGCCAGAACUUAACGUUUCUGAAGACUGGUGAUGUUUGGGUUUUGUCGUUGCUGGGUUUUUUUUUAGAGGAAACUUGACAGAGGAACAUAUUUAUAGUCCAAGUAAGUACUUUACAGAGGAAAUUUACUUUGUGUAACUUAAAAAAAGCAGUGUUGAGAUUUCUAGCUUAAAGUGCAUUGGAUUAACGUUCAUCCAAGGCUGUUUAGCAAAUCAUACUGAAUUGCAGUUUUUACCGUGUAUGUUCGUCCGCUCCUUCAUGUACGUGGUAGUUCAGCACCUAGGGGAGAAUGCACCUGAUUUUGCCUAAGUGUGGUAUUUUUUAACAUGUGUUUCAACACCGAGGAGGAAAUGUUUCUAAAGUAAAUAUAUAGUAAGUAAUAAAUGUGCAUCUGGAAGUAAAAUAUUUACAACGUUUUAAUCCCUAUUUAUACCGUGCAUCUCAAACCGAGGAGGAAACACUGAGAAGACGAAAGUACCUCCAAGACCCUGAGAACUCCCCCACAUCGCCAUGAAUGAAACCGUGCCCGAUACAAUAACUGGAUUAUAAUUUUUGGUGUUAUUAAUUUUAUUAUUGUUGGCUGCUUUACUUUUUUGGGUUCAUCCUGCUCCUCUUCUUCCUCUCUCCCUUCCUCUUGCUGCUUCCUCCUGGAAAUCAUGGCCCAUCCGGGGAGAAGAGGCUACGAUAACCGGGAGAUAGUGCUGAAGUACAUCCAUUAUAAACUCUCGCAGCGGGGAUACGACUGGGCUGCCAGCGGCGACCGGGCGCCGGCGUCUCCAGGGAUCUCUCCUCCUGCUGCUGCUGCUCUUGCUGCUGCUGGGACUUCCUCUGAUCACACUGGGCUGGCGUCUCUGCACCCCGAGCCCCCUGGCCCGGCUGCUGCUAGUAACAUGGCCCUGGGCGACGGGCUGCGCCCGGCACCGCCGGUGGUCCACCUCGCCCUGCGCCGAGCCGGGGACGAGUUCUCCCGCCGCUACCAGAGGGACUUCGCCCAGAUGUCCGGCCAGCUGCAUCUGACGCCCUUCACGGCCAGAGGCCGCUUUGUGGCGGUGGUGGAGGAGCUCUUCCGAGACGGGGUCAACUGGGGGAGGAUCGUGGCCUUCUUCGAGUUCGGCGGCGUCAUGUGCGUGGAGAGCGUCAACCGGGAGAUGUCUCCCCUGGUGGACAGCAUCGCCGCCUGGAUGACGGAGUACCUGAACCGGCACCUGCAUAACUGGAUCCAGGACAACGGUGGCUGGGAUGCCUUCGUGGAGUUGUAUGGCAACAGUAUGCGGCCUUUGUUCGAUUUCUCCUGGAUCUCUCUGAAGACUAUCCUAAGCCUGGUUCUGGUGGGAGCUUGCAUCACUCUUGGCGCUUAUCUCGGACAUAAGUAGAGUCACUCAGUUUAUCAUGGAUUACAAAAGUCUUUCAAAACAGCAAAAUAAUAUUUUUUUUUCUGUAGCACAAUGAUAUUUUAUGAGCGGAACAACUUCCUGGCUAAAGAUUAAAUCAGCUAUUACUGCCAAAGGAAAUAUCAUUUAUUUUUACAUCACAGGAAAAUUAUUUAUUAAAAGAUAUUUACAGUUUAACCUGCUAUUUUCAGAAACUCGGCAAUUUGCAUCUGUCAUCACAUCAUGUUGUUAUUAACUUUAAUGAGCCCCAAAGUCUUUUAGGUUCUUUUUUUUUUAAUUAAUGCCACUGACUGGAUUAUUUUAUCUCUGAAGAGCAAAUAUACUGACAAAGACCUACCUGCUUACACUUAUGAAGGCAGUUAUUUGAGCUGCUAAAGGCUGUGUAAUUUGUGUUGGUUUUCCUUGCAUUUUUCGGAUGGCUUGGAAGCAUCUGGGGGGAAAAAAAAAAAAAGUCAGCGUGAACAAAGUUCAAACCCUAUCCUGCUGGCAAGAACUGACAAGAAUAAGUGAUUCAACAUGGUACAUACGUUGAGUCAAAACAGCAACUUUGUGAAGGCCAGUUGGCUAUCCCCACAGGAUAACAACUUGAAAUAUGAUUGCCUAUGCCUUGUGAACAUGUGUUUUCAAGUUACCGGCUGUGCCAUCAUGUCAUACUCAUAAUAGCGUCGUCCAGUACCCUAAUACAUGGCAACAUGAAUAAUUCUUUUUUUUUAAUAGAAGUGUGAAGUUAAAUCUGUUGGGCUUGCGGGAAAUUGCCCUUCCAGUGGUUUUCUCAGCAGUAAAAUGUUUUUGCAGCUACCGACACAGAAACAUCAGGAGACCUUAAGUGCCUGCUUCCACAGAGCAGAGCUGGAGUCCAGCGUCCUAACCUGUGUCCUGCUCCGGCGGGCUCCCAACUGCAGCGCAGCCUGCGUACUCGCCGAGCCCCUCUGGCGGGCUGAGCCCAAUUCUAUGUGGUCUCGAACCCCAGAAAAGCUGACGAAGACGCUCGUUUUAUCUGGUAAGAAGCAGACCUCAGCUGAGUUAUGGAUUAGCUCCGACUAUCCUUGUUCAUCAAACUGGACACCAAAAUCAAGUUCAUUUUCAUAAUAAAAAAAAAAAAAAGAAGAAAAAAAAGAAAGUGAGCUUUAUCCUCCUGCCCCUCGCCUUUGAAAUUGUUUCAGCUAAUAAUUUCCUCAGACUGUCUACAGAAGAAAAGACGAUGAAGAAACUCUCUGGACCCUCUCCCUGGACAGAGACUCUCGGACACCUCGAUUGCGCAGGUGCCGGCUGUCGUUUCAAGUGAAAACAGGGCGGAGGAAAAGGGGGGUGAAGUCAUCGGCUCAUAUUAUAAAUGCAACUCAAAUGAAGUGAAUGCAGCAUACUCACUAUAAAAUAUAAGCUUUAUAAACAGACCUGUGUUCUGCAACUCGCUGCCACGGUGUAUUUUGCAGUGGGGCUUUCCAUGCGCUCGGAGGGAGCCAGACCUCCAAACGACGUGGGUGGGAUGGGCUGCUCCAGCAAAUGGAAAUCACCAUCUUCAAACGCUUAAGCCAAGUGCUCCUAUUUUUUCUAUGAAACCUUUGAAAUCUGGGAUUUGCGGUUAAAUGGACAGCCAGAGGAUAAAAAAGAAAAGGUUAUAAAAGCUCUGGAUAAAACACACAGUACAAUAAAGAAAUGCUAGAAGGGUGAAAAAAAUAUAGUGAAUAAACUGUAGAUGCAACCUCAAGAUUUCAGUCGGAUAACUUUGUGGCAUUAUAUGCAAAAUAUCUCCAUUAACUUGGGAAUGUAAUAUGUUCAAUAUUAAGGCUGUAGUUGAUGUUGUGUCUUCAAAGCUGCUUUUUUGUUUGUUUGUUUGUUUUAAGAGUUGUACAUCUCAGCAUUUUUACUGCUAUUUAGUUGUGGCACCUACACUUUGUAUGAGCAAAGAUGGAGCAAGCUUUACAUUUCAAAUUUGAAAUUAUUUUAAAUUUUAAAGAAACAUGUAAGGGAAAUGUUUCGAAGAACACAAAAAUGUGAUCUAAACUUUGCUUGCUAAAAAAAUAAAAAAAGAAAAGAAAAACUGUCAUGAAACAAAAAGCACCUGCAAUGUUUUUAAGAGAGCUUUGGUGAAAAGUGGGCACGCUCAUGCAGGAUACUUAUGAAAAACAUUUGACAUGGGAGGAACUGAAUAUUAUGGAUUGAGUGUGGGCUUUAUUUUUUCAGCUACGAAGCUGAAUUUGUCUGAAGCCAAUUUCAAAACCAGAAUUGGCUGGUAUCGAGCUAAUAUUUCAUUUCACAAUCUAGUCUUUGUUUCAAUUUGUGCCCGUGCGCCCAUUAAAGUUCAUGAAGUAUUAGACCUCAAAUUGUUUCAAUAUUGUUUAUUUUAUUAAAGGUUUACAUUGUCAAAAAUAUUAAAAGAGUAAUUAUUGAUUCCUGUGCUGCUAUACUACCAGGAUAAUUUGAAUGGGAUUUAUUUUUAAUACCUUCCAAUGGCAAAAAGAUUUUUAAAGCUGCUUUAGAAAUAAUAUGAAGAUGACACGUGACACACAUUUAAAUAAAUAUUGACAAAUUUGUGUUCUGUUGUGUCUACUCACUGGACUUCCCAGUGUAUUAGUUAAUACCAGGCAAAAAGAUGAUGACUGUUGCUGAUUUUAUUUUAUUAAAGAGCUAACAGACUUUUCCCAUCCUGACUGCAGAAUAGUUACAGUAUUGUGGUGGCAUUAGCUAUAAUGAUAGUUAAUAAUACAUUUAAGAAACAUAUUAGAAACAUUGAAUGUAUAUAAAAACUUGGACUUCUUUAAUAAAAUCCUCUCCUUUUACUCCUUCAUUUCUUUUGCAAUAAUUCCUCUCUCUCCUACUCUUCGUUAUACUUCCACAUAGAGUCCUUUUUUCCCCACAAAAUGCCCUGUAGACUUUCAUGUUCUUGAGACUAUGCUUCAGCGAAAACCCACUCUCUGUCACUACCUGUACGCACAUAACUGACCGCUCCCAGCGUAUCAAAGCUGUAAAAUCAAAAACUGACACGGGAGAGACACGUCUGAAGGUGAUUAGGUGUGGAAGAUCAGAGGACCACGAAGCAGGAGGUCAAGGGUGGAGGGAACAAAGAGAUCACUGAAACAUCUCACAUGUCAAAGGUGACUGACACAUGGGGGUCUCUCUCAUCCUUUCCCCAGAAAAAGGAUGAUAUGAGCACGGAGUAAAAGAUUACAAAGACCCCCCCCCAUACACACACAGUUAUUCUUUACUAUAAAACUUUGUUAAUUCUGAAAGCAGUCAUUUGCAAAGCAGAAAAUUCUUACGAAUUUAAAAAAAAUACUUCAUUUUGCUGUAUUCAGUGUGUUUAUCAUUAAUUCUUUUUCAUUGCAUUUAUUAAGAAAACAAUGAAGGAACAUAUUUUGCUUCUGAAGGAAAAACCUAUAAGAGCACCUUAUAUUUGUUAUAGAUAAUAGCUUAAGAGUAAAUGGGAAAAACAAAAAGCAAAUUGUUCAAGAUGAAUAUUCCGAAAUCAGAGCUGACACAGAGGACAUUUCUUAAUCGAACGGGUAUUGGAUCCAACAGCGGAGUAAUGGGCCGUUGGGGUAACAGAGGACAUACAGAUAAGGCAGGGGGCUGGAAGAUACGGAGAAUGUCACUGGUAUGUAAGAAAAUCUCAAGUUUCAUAAGAUGCAGGAGUUCACCCGAGAUGGUCUGAAAACAGUGUCUAACUAUAACCAGCUGCAAAUCUGUGCAUUACUACAUGACUCCAAUUAUUCAAAAAUUUCAAUUAUAAAUGUUUUUUAUAAGAAUUAUAAGAUUAUCCAAUCAAUCAGUAUAAAAGUUCAUUGGUUUCCUGUUGUGAUUUGGGAUUUCACAGCCUCAUUAGAGUUGCACUGAUAGAGAACCAUUAGGAAAAAAAUGCGUCUUUGAACACAGAAGAGCAAAGGAAAGCUUGGGGUACUACAGUUCAGAGAAUACGGACCCAGUAUGCCCAAUCCUUGCAUGCACACAGUCUCCCCAGCUGAGUCAGUGGGAGUCAGAUAUAUGUGAGGACUGCGUGCUUUGACUCUGAAGCAUAACGCUGUGCUUAGCUGUGCAUCUGCACUCAGUUUCACAAACCUAAAAAUCCUAUCGAUUAAAAAUAUAGUGAAGUAGCAUGCUUAAAGCCUGUCUUUACUUUUUUUCCCCCCCUCUCUCUCUCUCUUUAAACAAGCUAGCAAAAUGUUUCAUUUGUAUUACAAGUUAAUGGCUCAGUACUAUAUGAAAAAUUAAACAUCUUUUGAUUUAUGAGUAUAAAAAUUCUUUCUCAUUGCAAAAACCCAGCUUUGUUUCUCACUUCUAUCUCUUUCAAACAAGGCUAAAAAAAGGACGCCAAAAGAGCCAAUUUAAUCUGCAUUUGUUUUAAAACGCAAUCCUAUGCUAAGAGUUAACAGAGCUUCGUUCCACAAUGAAAUCCUUUUCACCAAUUUAUACAGCAUUAGGAAUUCCACACAAAAAACUGUAUAUUUUUAUAAUUUAAAUAGCACAUUUUUUCUUUUUCUUCUGAAUAUUUGAAUUUUAAUUAUCACCAGCAUAAAUGUACAUAAGCAGAUAUCGUUUAUCCAGUACCUUCGGAUGAUGUAUGUAUGGUAAUGUAGUUUGUCAGUUUAUCAUCAUUUAAUAUGAUUAUGUUGUUCUUUGUCUUUAAAAUGUUAAAAGAACAUGCUGCCAUUAAACUUUCUGUGUCUGUCUAGUUAAUAUUGUGGAGAAAUAAUAAAGCACACUGUGAGUUA